Molecule: messenger RNA, 5680 nt
Organism: Tachyglossus aculeatus (Australian echidna)
Lineage: Eukaryota; Metazoa; Chordata; Mammalia; Monotremata; Tachyglossidae
Gene: KIF3A
Product: kinesin family member 3A
Exons: 19
Coding region: 74-2260 (728 amino acids)
Biological process (GO): microtubule-based movement
Molecular function (GO): microtubule binding; microtubule motor activity; ATP binding
Source: RefSeq, a predicted model, not a curated record
GGCCGGGCGGACCCCUCCGGCGGUUGGAGCUAACGGACGGGUCGGGGCAGCCCCGCAAGGGGACGGGGCCAAGAUGCCGGUCAACAAAUCUGAAAAACCCGAAAAACCUGAAAGCUGUGACAACGUGAAAGUUGUCGUUCGAUGCCGUCCGUUUAAUGAGAGAGAGAAGGCUAUGUGUUACAAACUCUCCGUUAGCGUGGAUGAGAUGAGGGGAACGAUUACAGUGCAUAAAACAGAUUCUGCCAAUGAACCUCCAAAGACAUUUACGUUUGACACUGUUUUUGGCCCAGAGAGUAAACAGCUUGAUGUCUAUAACUUGACUGCAAGGCCUAUUAUUGACUCUGUUCUGGAAGGCUACAAUGGAACUAUUUUUGCAUAUGGACAGACUGGAACAGGCAAAACCUUUACAAUGGAAGGUGUGCGAGCUGUGCCUGAACUUAGAGGAAUCAUCCCAAAUUCAUUUGCCCAUAUUUUUGGGCAUAUUGCAAAAGCAGAGGGGGACACAAGAUUUCUGGUGCGAGUAUCCUAUUUGGAAAUUUAUAAUGAAGAAGUGCGUGACCUGCUAGGAAAGGAUCAGACCCAGAGAUUAGAGGUUAAAGAAAGACCUGAUGUGGGAGUUUAUAUCAAAGAUCUUUCAGCUUAUGUUGUGAACAAUGCCGAUGAUAUGGAUAGAAUUAUGACACUGGGCCACAAAAAUCGCUCUGUCGGUGCCACCAAUAUGAACGAACACAGCUCCCGUUCCCAUGCCAUCUUCACGAUAACCAUUGAAUGCAGCGAGAAAGGAGUGGACGGCAAUAUGCACGUCCGCAUGGGCAAACUGCACCUCGUGGAUCUGGCGGGAUCAGAAAGGCAGGCGAAGACUGGAGCUACAGGACAGCGAUUAAAGGAAGCAACCAAAAUUAACCUUUCUCUUUCCACCCUUGGCAAUGUAAUCUCUGCUUUGGUGGAUGGAAAAAGUACACAUGUGCCCUAUCGUAAUUCGAAAUUGACCCGUCUUCUUCAGGAUUCCCUAGGAGGCAACUCAAAAACCAUGAUGUGUGCAAAUAUCGGUCCAGCAGACUACAAUUAUGACGAGACCAUCAGCACAUUACGGUAUGCCAACCGGGCUAAAAACAUUAAGAACAAGGCUAGAAUUAAUGAAGAUCCAAAGGAUGCUUUGCUUCGCCAGUUUCAGAAAGAAAUAGAAGAACUCAAAAAAAAGCUUGAAGAAGGUGAAGAAAUCUCAGGCUCCGAUAUUAGUGGAUCAGAUGAGGAAGACGAGGAGGGGGAAGUUGGGGAAGAUGGAGAAAAGCGGAAGAAACGAAGGGGCAGUAGCAGCAGCAGUAGUUCAGACUCCACAUGUUCUGUCAUAGAGAAACCUCUGGAUAAUUCCUUGACUAAUCAAACAGGUAAAAAGAAGGUUUCCCCAGACAAGAUGGUGGAGAUGCAAGCUAAGAUCGAUGAGGAGAGGAAGGCCCUUGAAACCAAACUCGACAUGGAAGAAGAAGAAAGAAACAAAGCUAGAGCUGAGCUGGAGAGACGGGAGAAAGAUCUGCUUAAAGCCCAACAGGAACAUCAGUCAUUGCUGGAAAAAUUGUCUGCCCUGGAGAAGAAGGUGAUCGUUGGCGGUGUGGAUUUGUUGGCCAAGGCUGAGGAGCAAGAGAAACUUCUGGAAGAAUCCAAUAUGGAGCUGGAGGAAAGGCGGAAAAGAGCAGAGCAACUUCGCAGAGAACUGGAAGAAAAAGAGCAAGAACGUUUGGAUAUUGAAGAGAAAUACACCAGUCUGCAGGAGGAAGCUCAGGGCAAGACCAAGAAAUUAAAGAAAGUGUGGACAAUGCUAAUGGCGGCAAAGUCAGAGAUGGCAGAUCUCCAGCAAGAACAUCAGCGAGAAAUUGAAGGCCUCCUGGAAAACAUCCGACAGCUCAGCAGGGAACUGAGACUCCAGAUGCUUAUCAUAGACAACUUCAUUCCUCACGACUACCAGGAAAUGAUUGAAAAUUACGUUCAUUGGAAUGAAGACAUCGGAGAAUGGCAGUUGAAAUGUGUUGCAUAUACGGGCAAUAACAUGAGAAAGCAGACUCCAAUACCUGACAAAAAGGAGAAGGAUCCCUUUGAAGUGGACCUUUCUCAUGUGUACUUGGCCUACACAGAAGAAAGUCUGAGACAGUCUCUGAUGAAGCUGGAGAGGCCAAGGACUUCAAAAGGAAAGACGAGGCCCAAAACGGGGAGAAGAAAGCGUUCUGCGAAACCCGAGGCUCUAAUCGACUCUUUGCUUCAGUAAAUGUCACACACCCAAAGUCCCAGUAAUACUCAGCGUGUGUUGAAAACGCUUGGCCAAACUGUCUAGUUUACCCGAAAACCCAGAGAAGAUGUGUGUAUUUUGACAUGAAGGUGGCUGUAAAAUCAGGCCCGACCCCAGAGCGCUGUUUAAGACCGAAAAGAAUUUCUGUCCCAAUGCCCUUAUGCUGUCUAUGUUAUAUUAACAUAACAUGUUAAAGCAGUCCAGCUGGCAAUGGCUCCGUUUCGCCAUCUUUUCUCCCGCCGUUUUGGUUGUGCAGGCAAGUAUCGAAGAGUAGCCUGCAUUUUUGAGAGAGAAUCGAAAUGUCAAAAGCCCAACUGUUUAAAUCUGUAGAGAUAAACGUGAACUUUCAACUUCCUGCCUUGCACAAUAGAAACGGGCAGCUUCAAUUGUCCUCUGUUGCACUGUUCUGUUUAUUUGAAUGUGAUCGCUGCACACCCACUGAGUGACUUCAUCUGAACACUGAAUCAAUCUCCCUCCCUCCCCUCUCCCUCUCUCCCAACCCCUUCUCCUUCUCCCCCUCCGCCCUGCUCAAUUUAGACUUUCCUAAUGGUAACGGUAGCAUCCCAUGUGUUUCAAGUAGGAUGGGACCAAACUCUUCUGUAGAAAACAGUGUGCACAUUAUUACCAUACAUGGUCCCGUACACGGUUGAUCGUUUGGAACGUUUACCUGUGCAACCUCAAAAACCCUGACGUUAGGCCCCCCACCAUCUCCACACUCCAACCCAUUCCCAGCCUUCCCUGAUUCUAUGCUCAAAUGCAAUAGGCUUUCAGGGUUCUUGUUUCAUAUUUAAGUGAUACCCUGACUUCCCAGGCAGGGAGCCACGCUCGCAGCUACUGCAAGGGACUAAGAAGCGACCAGUUGACCCGACUCCUCGACCAGGAUCCCUCUGAGCCGAGGGCGGGGGCCCGGGCUCACCAACUCAGCCCGAGUCCCGCCCCCCGUGCCAGCAGCCCCCUCGCCCCUUUUUUCUGAAGCCCAAAUGCCAUUAGGAUAGGGGGAGUUGACCAAAGAAAUCCAUCUAUGGUUCCACAGGUUCAGUUGGCACUGCCCUUUCCUAAAUCACACUUCAAAUUUCCAGUCCAGACCUAGAGGAGGACGGACCUGCCUCUGUCCAGGGAGCCCGGACUCCCGGCUCUGAAAGAGUGGAAUGGACAUUCCUGCCACCCCCAUCAGGAUGGCUAGCGAUUUUCCCCACCCUCGGGCCCCGAAACCUUUCCGACACAGUGAAAGGUGAUGGAAACCUUUUCCCCCCUUCCCAGAAUUCAUGUUGCGAACUCCAGGGGUUUGCUGCUCAGAUGACUGAUUCAGUUAUUUCUUUUGAAAGUUUUGCUGCUACUAAGUACUAACAUUUUAAUAUAUUUCCUUUUGUAUAGUAUGUGAAUUUUAAAACUUUUUUUAUAUUAUGUAACUAGUGCUGGUACACCUUGGUUACAAGUGUCUUAAGUCUUCAUAAGCCCGUGUUUGUUAAAUUGACUUGGUUUCUGUAAGCAUUUUAAGUGUUGGUUUAUGAUAAGCCGUGACUUCAGAGAUGAAAAAUAGGUCCUCGAAUGUAAAACCCUCACGCACUGGAUACCACUACGGCUGAACUCAAAUGUGAUGAAUUCAGUUCAGAAACAGAAAUUGUGUUUUCUGUUUGGCAUUUUCUCUGUAGAAAAUAGGGAAUGUUUAAAGCUCUGGUAACACUUCCAUAUGUGGGUGUGCACUGUGUAGUCCUGUGAUGACGUGAGCUGAAUGUGAGUGUUGUAAAUUAUGGGUGAAAGGUGCUCUGACAGUUUAAGAAAAUGUCUCCAUGAUGGAUGGCACGUUUCAUCUGGGAGUCAUUUUAUUUUACCACUGAAAGGCCAGUUAAAAUUGAUCAUGCUUUUAUACCCCUCCUCUUUAGCCCGAGAGUGAAAUGGUUCACAACAUUGAGCUCUCAUUCAUCAUAGCUGCUCUGUGUGAGAUGAGUUCAGUGAACGAUUGCUCACUGAGUGGCUGUGGAUUUUGGCUUCUCAAUGAUUUGGAAUACCAAGGCCGGAGUGCGGGGUGGUUUCCCUCUUGGUUUCUGUCGAACCCCUCAGGACUGGAGGCAUGAAGCUGGGGAGAUGUGAAUGCAGUAAGGAAGAUGUAGCUCCUGGAACUGAUUCUCAAAAGAAGAAGGGAGGUGUUAAUUGCAGUGGUGGAGGCUGGAGAGAAGGAUGCUGUCUAUUGGCUUUCCAGCCAUGCACAGCCAAGUGGGCUGAUGGUGUUGAAUCUGUGUGGGCUUGUGACCUCAGAUCCUCUAAGUAGAAAGAAGCCCCCGACAUUUCUCUGGGGACUCCAGCUGCGCAGGCUUCAGCAGGCCCGGCUGAGGAAGGGCACCCAGUCUUUCGAGUAAACAAAUAUCCCCCAAACGAGCCUGCUUUCCGGCUUCAUGCGGGCUUCAGAACACUGACCUGGAGCGGGGCCUUUAGCUGAAUGUUCCUCUCCUUCCCUCUCCAUUGAAAAAGAGGCCCGGACCAUUCAGGAAGCGAGGCCUUGGCCAGGCGGCUAGGGCCGAGACGGCUGCCUGCCCACAGAGCCGACUGGGACGCCUCAGCCCAGGAAACCCAGAAGGCAUUGGUGUGCUUCCAUUUCCCAGUCCCGACUGGGCCAUGGCUUGGCUGAUGGUCCGUCCAUCCACCUGUCCGUCCAUCCGUCUGCCCUGUGUGCUUUCAGGCACAGCCUGUUUCUGGAGGGCAUGUUUCUAGCAAGAUGUGUGAAGUCCCUUUGUCCCUAGGGAACCACUGAGUGCUGGCAGCCUUGAGUAUAUUUGCAAGUAGAAGAUUCCCUCCUUGGCUCCAGGUCGACCCUCCCCAACUGCUGCAUGCCAUUGGCGCCAAUGGGCCACCAUGCCCUGUUAGGAUCCGUAGCACUGAAACACUCAUUUAAGAAAGGUUUCAAUACAGUAAACCGAUCAUGAGGCCCACCCGAUAGCCAUCCUUUUCCGGCUCCAUAACCUGAUCUGAGUGAUGCCACUUCCUCCUUUAGCUCAUACCGUGGCAUCCCUCUCACCCUGCCCCACUAGAAUAGAGCAUGAUCAUUGCCUGCCCUAUAGGUUGCUGCUUUUAAGGGAAUGCUUCCACAUUACUGUUCCAAUUCCAUUCUUCCCAGUUCUUGGAUUGCUAGAAGAGGAAAACCCAGACCUCCCUUAGUGCCUUUCACAAACAUACACUGCAGUCUGAAAACUAAAUUAUCGCAACUCUAGGAGGAAUUGCACCAACCGUGUAUAUAGGACAAAAAAAGUUGUACAAUUUGCUUCAUGUUUAUGGUUUCUUCAAUUAGAAAGUCACAGUCAUUCUAUUUUAUGUAUAAAUUUUUAUUUGCCUAUGUACAUACCAGUAUUGUAUGCCUACAUGCAGCAUGUUCAUACCGAGAAAUAAAGGUCUUAACUCCUAGAA